AAAUGAUUCACAGUUUAGUAAGAUUUGCAAUACAGUUUGUUCAGGACCUCCCCGCCUCCAGUUCCAAACCUCUAUCCACAAGCAGCUGAGGCUCACUUACACUGGCCUUAGUGAUCUCAUUCUAAUGCCUGUAAUAUAUAUAAAAUCCCGAGAUUAUCAACAGUCACAUAUGCUCUGAAACUAGGGGACACGUGGAUUGUCUUGAGGUUGGUUCCAUUGGUGUAGAAGGUCUGCAAGGAUUCCCCGGUGUCCACGUCCCACCACUUCAGAUAGCCGCCCGCAGUGUUUAUUAAGCACCUACUGUCUGCCAGGCACCAUACUAAGAACUGAGGCAAAAGGCAUUCUCUGCCUUCAAGGAGCUUACAAUCUAGUUGUGGAGACAACAUUCAAGCAAAUAGAUAUACAGCAAGUUCUAAACAGAAUAAAGAGGAAACAACAGAGGGAAGGCACUGGAUUUAAAGGGGGGUGGUGAAGGGGACAGUGAAGUGGUACAAUGGAUAGAGACCUGGGCCUAGAGUUAGGAAGACCUGGGUUCAAAUCUGACCUCAGAUACUUCCUAGCUGUGUGACCCUGGGCAAGUCACUUAAUCCCAAUUGUCUAGUCCUUACCACUUCUCCCUUGAUUCUAAGACAAAAGGUAAGGCUUUUUUAAAAAAAGACAUUGGAGCUAUUAGGAGAGUGGGGAAGAUGAUUCCAGAAGAGUAGGGGGAGACACCAAGCAGAGCUGAUAAUCAAUCAACAAGCUGCUAUACCCAGAUCUGCUAGAAGCUGAGUAAACACAUUGGAAGAAUGAAACCGCCUGUUUCAUUCAUCCAUUCUUUGGGCCUGAUGUCUCAGGUUGCUCACCUUUUCUUGUUUGUAGAUUUGAGACAACCUGCAGCCCCCCAUCCCUCCCAGGUUGGUUAAGGACCUGCGAUUCUUUUUGACAAAACUCUUCAUUCCAAAGAGAGCCCUAAUCCAUUGCGAGAGAGAAGAUGGUGUCCAGAGGGCUGAGCCUGGCUCCUUUCUGGACCCUAGGCAUCUGCUAAAGGGCCAUGGGUCAGGGGGAGGGUGAGAAACUGGCCUGAAGGGAUCCGGACAGCCCUGCCUGCUGGCCGAAUAGGAGAUGAGAAGACAUUUCAUUUACAAUGAUUGAAGGUUGAAAAGAUAGCACCCUUUUCUCUAGACCUUUAAGGCUGAGAGAGUGACCUUCUUCACAGCCAAGGCUGGGAGAUAUAAGAAUGAAGCUCCCCGUUAAACAGAUGAAGAGACCGCUUCAUGACAGAGAAAGACUUUUUCAAAAUGAAGAAGCUGGUUCUCCACAAUGGGCCUGCUGUGGGCCCUGGCCAUGAAGAUGGCCAUUGAGGAGAUCAACAGCUCGUCGGCCCUGCUGCCUGGCGUGUCCCUGGGCUACGACCUCUAUGACACGUGUACCCUGCCAAUGGUGACCAUGAAGCCCAGCCUCCUGUUUAUAUCGCAAAAGGGAAGCCGGGACAUCGGCGCCUACUGCAACUACACCCAGUACUGGCCCCGCGUGGUGGCAGUCAUCGGCCCCCACUCCUCUGAGCUUGCUCUCAUCACGGGCAAGCUCUUCGGUUUCUUCCUGAUGCCCCAGGUCAGCUACGGAGCCAGCACUGACCGGCUGAGCAGCCGGGCCAUCUUCCCAUCAUUCUUCAGGACCAUCCCCAGUGACCGGGUGCAGCUCCAGGCCAUAGUAGACCUGCUCAACUUAUUCAGCUGGAACUGGGUGGCAGCUGUGGGCAGCGAUGAUGAGUACGGCCGCCAGGGUCUCAGCAUCUUCUCCAGCCUGGCCAACAACCGGAGCAUCUGCAUUGCCCACGAAGGCACCCUGCCGCUGCCCAGGGCCCAGAACUCCCAGGAUCUGGGCAAGGUGGAGUCGAUCCUGCGGCAGAUUAACCAGAGCGCAGUGCAGGUGGUGGUCCUGUUUGCCUCCGAGGCUGCCGCCCGCAUUCUCUUCCAAUACUGCAUCCAAACCAAGGUGACACCCAAGGUGUGGGUGGCCAGCGAGGCCUGGCUGGUGUCCGAGCAGGUCACCAAACUGCCCGGCAUCCAGGGGGUGGGCACCAUCAUGGGGUUCCUCCUGCGGGGCGCUCCACUGCCCGAAUUUAACGACUACGUGGCCCGGUGCCUGGCCCAGGCUGCUGACAAGGCCUUCUGCGACUCCCUGGAGGAGGCUUUCCCCAACACAGAGGAUGACGUGGUCGGGCCGCAGUGUCCACAGUGUGAUGACAUCAGCCAUGAGAACAUCUCCUCUGGGCUGCAGCACCACCAGACGUUUGCUGUCUACGCUGCCGUCUACAGCGUGGCCCAUGCUCUCCACCUCUCCCUGGGCUGCACUAACUCUGGGUGUUUCUCCAAUAACCGCACGCGGCCCUGGGAGCUUGUGAGCAAGAUGUAUAACCUGAGCUUCCGCGCCCGCUCCCUUACCCUGAAGUUUGAUGACAACGGGAAUGUGGACAUGAUCUAUGACCUGAAGCUGUGGGUCUGGCACGAUAACAUGGACCCGGAGCUCCUCACCAUAGGCUCCUUCCAAGGGGACCUGAAGCUCAACCGAUCUCAGAUCCGCUGGCACAGCCCAGGGAAUCAGGAGCCUGUGUCUAGAUGUUCCCGGGAGUGUGAGGAGGGCCAGGUCCGUCGAGUCAAAGGCUUCCACUCCUGCUGCUACGACUGCCUUGACUGCCAAGCUGGUAGCUACAGAAAGAACCGAGAUGACCUGAUGUGCACCUCCUGUGCCUCAGACCAGUGGUCUCCUGAUCUCAGCACUCAAUGUUUUCCCCGGACCAUCAAGUUCUUGGGGUGGGGAGAGCCGGUGGUAGUUGUUCUGCUGCUGCUGAUGGUGCUGGCCGUGGGUCUGAGCCUGGGGGCUCUGGGGCUCUUCAGCUACCACUGGGGCUCCCCCUUGGUGCGAGCCUCGGGGGGCAGCCUCAGCUGCUUUGGGCUGGGCUGCCUGACCCUGGUCAGCCUCAGCGUCCUCCACUUCCCAGGCCGGCCCAGCUGGUUCAGCUGCUUGGCUCAGCAGCCCCUCGUCCACCUGCCGCUCACCGGCUGCCUCAGCACCCUCUUCCUCAAGGCAGCCGAGGCCUUCCUGGCAUCGGAGUUCCCGGGCCAGGCCGAGCGGCUGCAUGGCUGGCUGCACGGCACCCGGGCCUGGCUGCUCGUGGCCCUGCUGCUGCUAGCAGAGGGGGCACUCUGCACCUGGUACCUGCUCGCGUUCCCCCAGGCCCUGGAGACCGACUGGAAGACGCUGCCCCGGGAGGCCCUGGUGCACUGCCGCGUGAGCUCCUGGCUCAGCUUUGGCGUGGUGCACGCGGUCAAUGUGGCUCUGGCUUUCCUUUGUUUCCUGGGCACCUUCAUGGUGCAGAGCCAGGCCGGGCGCUACAACCUGGCCAGGGGCAUCACCUUUGCCAUGCUGGUCUACUUCAUCAUCUGGCUCUCCUUCGUCCCGCUCUUCACCAAUGUGCACAAGGUCUACCAGCCGGCCAUGCAGAUGACUGCCAUCCUGCUCAGUGCCCUGGGCAUCCUGGCCGCCUUCUACCUGCCCAAGUGCUACCUGCUCCUCUGGGAGCCGCACCUCAACACUCAGGAGUUCUUCCAGAGCUCUCUGGAGCUGGGACCUCGGGCCAGCGGAGAAGCCCAGGAAGAGAAGCCAGAAAAGAGAAGGAGCCAGUGAUGGGCUAGGGCUCGGCCCAGGGCACCCCCAGAUCCCGGAGAACUGUGGCUCUAACCCAAGAUCCCAUGGCCCACAGUUGCCCCAACCCCAGUAACAUCCUGACCUCAACGGUCAAUCCUGGUCAUUCCCUCUCUGGCCCCAAGAAGCCCCUGGCGACCCCCCUCUCCAAGUUCUGUGUAGCCUCUAAAGCAAAACUUCUUUCCCUAGGCUGUUCUAGGACUGUGGGUGUUUUUGUUUUAAUUUGAUAACUAUUUCAAUAUG
Messenger RNA from Monodelphis domestica (gray short-tailed opossum), 3930 nucleotides. NCBI's taxonomy places the organism in Eukaryota, Metazoa, Chordata, Mammalia, Didelphimorphia, Didelphidae. The record is from RefSeq and is a predicted model, not a curated record.